Messenger RNA from Rhododendron vialii, 2843 nucleotides. RefSeq names its product heat shock protein 90-5, chloroplastic. The coding region runs from base 198 to 2600 and encodes 800 amino acids. Lineage: Eukaryota; Viridiplantae; Streptophyta; Magnoliopsida; Ericales; Ericaceae. Gene Ontology annotation, cellular component: perinuclear region of cytoplasm; cytosol; protein-containing complex. The transcript is spliced from 19 exons. The record is from RefSeq and is a predicted model, not a curated record. Gene Ontology annotation, molecular function: ATP hydrolysis activity; ATP-dependent protein folding chaperone; ATP binding. Gene Ontology annotation, biological process: protein folding; cellular response to heat; protein stabilization.
CUCCACCUUACAAUCUCACCCGCACAAGGCCACAACCUCCCAAACAAAACCAACCCCGUCUCUCUCUAGAACCCUCUUCUCUCUCUCCUUAAACCCCAUCCUCCCCAAUCAGGGUUUCUCUGCACGCUUCACUCUCUCUCUCUCUCUCUCCUCACCCAACAAAAAUCUCCUCGAAAAAACCUUCACAAUUCCAAUCAAUGGUGCCUGCUCUAAGCAGAAGCCUGGCCUCCGCUUCCGUCGCUUCUCUCCCCUCGUUUUCAUCGACCAACGCGGUGAACAGAGUCUUCGCCUCCAGGCGGAGCGCGUUUAUCCCUCAAAACGGUCUAAGAAACAGCUUCUCUAAAUCCGGUCUGAAGUGGAAGGUUGAGAGGAGAGAGACGGGGCUGGCGGUCCGUUGUGAGGCCGCCGGCGGGGCCGCCGUUGCGGAGAAAGAAGUCCCCGAGGCCUCCGGCGAGCGCCACGAGUACCAAGCCGAGGUCAGCCGCCUACUGGAUUUGAUAGUUCAUAGCUUAUACAGUCACAAAGAGGUGUUUCUUCGAGAGCUUGUUAGUAAUGCGAGUGAUGCUCUCGAUAAGUUGAGAUUUUCAAGUGUGACCGACCCUUCUUUACUUGGCGAUGCUGGGGAACUAGAGAUUCGCAUCAAACCUGACCCAGACAAUGGGACCAUCACUAUAACGGAUACUGGUAUAGGAAUGACAAAAGAGGAGCUCAUAAACUGUCUUGGAACUAUUGCUCAGAGUGGUACUUCAAAAUUCCUCAAGGCCCUCAAGGAAAAUAAAGAUCUGGGAGCAGACAACGGUUUAAUAGGUCAAUUUGGUGUAGGGUUCUAUUCAGCAUUUUUGGUUGCAGAAAAGGUGGAAGUUUCUACUAAGAGUCCACUUUCAGAUAAGCAAUAUGUCUGGGAGUCCGUAGCUGACAGUAGCUCGUACAUGAUUAGGGAGGAAACUGAUCCUGAAAAGCUGCUUCCCCGUGGAACUCAAAUCACACUCUAUUUAAGGCCCGAUGACAAAUAUGAAUUCUCUGAGCCAACCAGGAUUCAAAAUUUGGUGAAGAAUUACUCACAAUUCAUUUCGUUCCCUAUCUAUACAUGGCAAGAGAAAUCGAGAACUAUUGAGGUGGAAGAAGAGGAAGAACCAAAAGAGGGGGAAGAAACCAAACCAGAGGCCGAUAAGAAAAAGGCCAAGAAAACUAAAACUGAGAAGUAUUGGGACUGGGAGUUGACCAACGAGACAAAACCUAUAUGGAUGCGGAAUUCAAAGGAAGUUCAAAAGGAGGAGUACAAUGAGUUCUACAAGAAGACCUUUAAUGAAUUUUUGGAUCCGCUUGGAUACACUCACUUCACCACUGAGGGUGAGGUGGAGUUUAGAAGUGUCCUCUAUCUUCCUGGCAUGGCACCUCUCAAUAAUGAAGACAUUACAAAUCCGAAGACAAAGAACAUACGUUUGUAUGUGAAACGAGUAUUUAUUUCUGAUGAUUUUGAUGGUGAACUGUUUCCACGCUACUUGGGCUUUGUGAAGGGUGUGGUGGAUUCAAAUGACCUUCCCCUUAAUGUGUCCCGAGAAAUCCUUCAAGAAAGUCGAAUUGUGAGAAUAAUGAGAAAGAGGCUUGUCCGGAAAACUUUUGACAUGAUUCAAGAUAUCGCUGAAAGUGAAAAUAAAGAGGAUUACAAAAAAUUCUGGGAGAACUUUGGAAAGUUUAUUAAGUUAGGUUGCAUUGAGGAUUCUGGUAACCACAAGCGCAUCACUCCACUUUUGCGAUUCUUCUCUUCCAAAAGCGAGGAGGACUUGAUAAGCUUGGAUGAUUACGUUGAAAAUAUGGGUGAAAACCAGAAAGCUAUCUAUUACUUGGCAACUGACAGUGUGCAAAGUGCCAAGACUGCUCCAUUCUUGGAGAAGCUGGUUCAAAAAGAUAUUGAGGUCUUAUAUCUUGUUGAGCCUAUUGACGAAGUUGCCAUCCAGAAUCUACAAACCUAUAAAGAGAAGAAAUUUGUUGACAUCAGCAAGGAAGAUUUGGAUCUUGGUGACGAGGAUGAGGUCAAAGAGAAUGAAACUAAGCAAGAGUACAAUCUUCUUUGUGAUUGGGUAAAACAGCAACUUGGCGAUAAGGUUGCCAAGGUCCAAGUCUCAAAACGUCUGAGCACAUCCCCAUGUGUGCUUGUUUCUGGCAAGUUUGGAUGGUCUGCUAAUAUGGAAAGGUUGAUGAAAGCACAAACUCUUGGGGACACAGCAAGCUUGGAGUUCAUGAGAGGAAGGAGAAUAUUGGAGAUUAAUCCUGAUCAUCCCAUCAUCAAAGACUUGAACGCUGCAUGCAAAAAUGCACCCGAGAGUACCGAGGCCAAGAGAACUGUAGACCUCCUGUACGACACAGCACUGAUCUCCAGCGGAUUCUCUCCGGAUAAUCCAGCUGAUUUGGGUAACAAGAUAUAUGACAUGAUGGCAAUGGCUGUUGGUGGAAGGUGGGGCCGGCUGGAGAGCGAAGAGGCUGAGCCCGUAGUAGACAGUAGCGCUUCAGAAUCAGAUGGGAGUCCUGAUGGUGCCUCAGAGACGGAAGUGAUUGAGCCCUCAGAAGUGAGAGCAGAGAACGACCCGUGGAAGGACUGAGCAUUUUUUCAAUUAACUUCUAGUAUUUUCAGUUUUGUUGGGGCAAUUUUUGUGACAUAGGUCAAGGAAAUGCAGGCGAGGAGAGGGAAAACGUUUUACGGAAGGCAAAAAUAUUACUCCAUUUGGACAUUCUUAUUUCUUUCUGAGAUUAUCCUGUUAUUGUUGUUGGACCUAUUGUUGUUAAGGACAUCAUAGAACUCACAGCAUGGAAGUAAAUUGGGUUGGAAGUUCUCCCUUUAUAAA